AUGAAGUUUGUAAUUAUCGCCGCCCUGGCUGCCGUGGCCAUCGCCGUCCCCCAAGGCUACGGUGCUCCUCCCCCGCCUCGCUAUGCAUCCAGCGAAGAAAUACCUAUUCUGAGAGACGACCGCAUAAUGGAGGACGACGGCAGGUACAACUUCGACGUAGAGACCGCUAACGGCAUCACUGUGUCGGAGUCCGGUGCUCCCGGCGUAAAGGGAGCCAUCAACAGCGCUGGCUAUUUCUCAUACACAGCUCCCGACGGCACUCCUGUUUACGUAAAAUUCGUCGCCAACGAGAACGGCUUCCAACCCGAGUCCGACCUCCUGCCCGUGGCCCCUGAGUUCCCCCACCCGAUCCCUCAGUUCGUCCUCGACCAGAUCGCCUUCGCCGCCCAGGAGGAUGCACGCAACGCAAGAAAGCCCUCAGCCACCUACGGCGCCCCACAAGUGUCAUCUACAACGGGUAUAUUAUUUCCCCCCAAGAUCCACCUCGCCGCACUGGUCGUCCUAUCCGCCUUCAUCCCUCAAGGAAAUGGCGAUUCUCCUCCACGCUACGGCUCCUACGAGCAGGUGCCCAUCCUCAAGGACGAGCGCGUGAUCGAGGACGACGGAAGGUACAACGUCGACGUGGAGACCGGCAACGGCAUCCUCUUGUCCGAGUCUGGUUCUCCCGGGAACAAGGGCGCCAUCGCCAGUGCAGGAGUCUUCUCAUACACCGCUCCUGACGGCACCCCCAUCAGUCUCAAAUUCGUGGCUGACGAGAACGGCUACCAGCCCCAGGGCGACCACCUGCCCGUGGCUCCCGCCUUCCCCCACCCGAUCCCCGACUUCGUCCUCAGGCAGAUCGAGUUCGCUGCUCAGGAGGACGCCCGCAGGCCACAGGAACCUUCCGGCAGAUAUGGUGCCCCUUAGAUACAAGAAAACAACACCCACAAAGCAAAUUAAGAACAAAGAAGAUGCUGGCAGAAAUAUACCAAACGAAUUAUUUAUUUGUAUCUAUCUUUAAGACUGUUGAAUAAGUUAUUCCAUAGUUAUA
Molecule: messenger RNA, 1030 nt
Organism: Penaeus indicus
Lineage: Eukaryota; Metazoa; Arthropoda; Malacostraca; Decapoda; Penaeidae
Exons: 6
Coding region: 1-906 (301 amino acids)
Cellular component (GO): chitin-based extracellular matrix
Molecular function (GO): structural constituent of chitin-based larval cuticle
Source: RefSeq, a predicted model, not a curated record